Trametes versicolor FP-101664 SS1 is the source of this 1701-nucleotide messenger RNA. RefSeq names its product high affinity methionine permease. The transcript has 18 exons. NCBI's taxonomy places the organism in Eukaryota, Fungi, Basidiomycota, Agaricomycetes, Polyporales, Polyporaceae. The coding region runs from base 1 to 1701 and encodes 566 amino acids. Gene Ontology annotation, cellular component: membrane. Gene Ontology annotation, molecular function: L-amino acid transmembrane transporter activity. Gene Ontology annotation, biological process: amino acid transmembrane transport. The record is from RefSeq and is a predicted model, not a curated record.
AUGCCCUCGCUGCUGCAGUACCUGCCUUCCUGGAGAGCCCGCCCGCGCGGCGGCUCAGAGGCCUCGGAUGUGGUCCCGGUGGAUGCGUCACUGGACACGAAACAAUCUAAAGAAGAUAGCGAUGCGGAGUCGCUUGCGUCAAAGGAGAUUACGACUGCUAUAGACUCUUCGCUCAACCCUGGCGAGCUGACAUUCGAGGAGGAUUCCGCGGGUGGCAUGGGCCGGCAUCUCGGCGUGUUCAGCUGCACGCUGCUCAACGUCGGUUGUAUCAUUGGAACCGGCAUUUUCUCAACGCCUUCAUCCAUUCUCGGAUCGGUCGGAUCGGUGGGCGCUUCGCUCAUGCUCUGGGUCCUUGGCUUCGUCCUCUCGUUCUGUGGUAUGUUCAUCUGGCUCGAGUUCGGGACUAUGUUUCCGCGUUCUGGAGGCGAGAAGGUGUACCUGGAGGCGGUCUACAAAAAACCGAAACAUUUGGCAACUGUCAUUUUCGCGGUGAACGCGAUUGUUCUCGGGUUCUCCGCAUCAGGCUGCAUAGUACGUACCAUCAUCCUCAUCGUCGCAGGCCAUAGCGCGGACCGAUGGGUCACCCGUGGCAUUGCACUGGGCGUCAUUGGCUUCGCGACCCUUCUUCAUGGCCUAACACCGCGUCUCGGAGUGUGGGUUAUGAACGGCCUGAGCGUGUUCAAAAUCAUCAUCCUCCUCUUCGUCGUGAUCACUGGAUGGGUCGUGCUUUCGGGAAAGACCCACAUUGAGGACCCGUAUGCGAACUUCCGGGAUGCAUUCGCCGGGAGCUCGCACAGCAGCAACGACUACGCGACCGCGACGUUCAAGGUGCUGAGUGCGUAUGCAGGGUGGUCGUACGUCAACUACGUGAUGAACAACGUCAAGAAUCCCGUGCGCACGCUCAAGAUCGCGGGCCCGCUCGGGCUCGGAAUCUGUGCAGUGCUCUACCUGCUCGCGAACGUCUCCUACUUUGCGGCGGCGACCAAGGACGAGAUCCUGCACAGCGGGACGACGGUCGCGAGUCUGUUCUUCAAGAACGUGUUUGGGGUGCAAGCACAGAAGGCGCUCACCGUGUUUGUUGCUUUGAGUGCUCUGGGACUUCGCUUACAUGCCUGCUAUACACAGAACGUCGUCACCGUCACUUUUGCUGCAGCACGUAUCAACCAAGAACUCGCCAAGGAGGGCAUCCCGCUGCCAUUCGGCAACCGGUUCUGGGCGUCCAACUGGCCCACGGGCAAGUCGCCGCUCCCGGGUCUGAUCAUCCACUUGAUACCCUCAGUUAUUGUCAUCAUCGGACCGCCGUCGUCGGUCGCGUACCCCUUUAUCCUGGAUCUGCAAGGAUACCCCGGCCAGAUCAUCAGCCUGUUCGUCGUGCUCGGACUGUUUUGGCUGAGGUACAGCAAGCCCAACGCGCCCCGGCCGUUCAAAGUAUGGUGGCCCCUCGCAGUAUUCUUCCUCGCAGCAGCCAUAUUCCUGCUCGUCGCGCCUUUCCUGCACCCCGCGAACGGCAAGGGCGACACCCCGCCGCUACCCUACUACCUAUACUGCAUCGUGGGCAUCGCGAUCACGGCGGCGGGCGUUCUGUACUGGGCCGCGUGGCGGAUCGUGCCGCGCUGGUUCGGCGUCGAGUACGUGCCGCGCAAGGAGGUGCUCGCGGACGGGACUGUCGUCACUUUGUUUUCACGGCAAAAGAUCGAGUGA